AUGCUGUUAUAUCUCAUUUGCGUCUUUCUGUCAAGUGUGGUAGAACUUUAUCGUCGUCAGACAGGAGAGUGGCCUUCCAAGACGCCACGCAUAUGUGGAGCUACGCACUCGGAUUUUACCUUUCUUUGGACCUUGCCAAACAUUGUGCUGAUUGGUGCCUCCGAUGCGCUUUUUCGCGUAAGCCUUCAAGAAUUAUGCCAUGAAAUUGUGCGAGAAACUGUCGCGCCUCUUACGUCAUUACCAUCAACUUAUCGCUGGAAUGGUGCUGUGCAGGGUGUAAUUUCGUUAGCUGAAAUGUUGGGCUACGUCACGGCUCUUAUUCUCGUUGCAGUGUUGUCCCAUUGGCUACUUCAUCCGCAGCCUAAGGAUAUGACUCUCUUUUUUCUGCUGCUCACAACGAUGGUGGCUUUGACACAUGCAAUACUCAAUCGAAUUGUGACGCGAGCUUAG
Messenger RNA from Plasmopara halstedii, 450 nucleotides. RefSeq lists its product as uncharacterized. The coding region runs from base 1 to 450 and encodes 149 amino acids. The record is from RefSeq and is a predicted model, not a curated record. Lineage: Eukaryota; Oomycota; Peronosporomycetes; Peronosporales; Peronosporaceae. The transcript has a single exon.